This is a messenger RNA of Chelmon rostratus (copperband butterflyfish), 2394 nucleotides long. RefSeq names its product diacylglycerol kinase, beta (gene dgkb). Gene Ontology annotation, cellular component: plasma membrane. Gene Ontology annotation, biological process: intracellular signal transduction; diacylglycerol metabolic process; lipid phosphorylation. The transcript is spliced from 24 exons. NCBI's taxonomy places the organism in Eukaryota, Metazoa, Chordata, Actinopteri, Chaetodontiformes, Chaetodontidae. Gene Ontology annotation, molecular function: ATP-dependent diacylglycerol kinase activity; calcium ion binding. The record is from RefSeq and is a predicted model, not a curated record. Bases 1 to 2394 code for a protein of 797 amino acids.
AUGAGCGGCCAGGACAAAUGGGUCACGCUGACCCCGGCUGAAUUUGCCCUCCUGCAAGAAUACACCCAGUACUCGACCAAGAAGCUGAAGGAUGUGCUGCAGGAGUUUCACGGAGACGGUGUGCUGGCGAAAUACAAUCCAGAGGAGAAGCAGGAGAUCCUCAGCCAGGAGAUUGACUUUGAGGGCUUCAAGGUCUUCAUGCAGACGUUCCUGGAGAGCGAACUCCCUGAGGAGUUUUGUCAACACCUCUUCAUGUCGUUUAGCAACAAGGGACCCAAACCCAGUCCCUCAUCCUCUGACAAACCCAGGGUCUCUGGUAAGUGGCUGAAGCUGAUCAAAGGCAACUCGACCCCUCUGAAGACCCCCGCACUGCCCCAGCCUCUGGAUACGGUGCAGCUGAAGGACAUCGUGUGCUACCUCUCGCUGCUGGAGGGAGGGCGUCCUGAGGACAAGCUCGAGUUUAUGUUUCGCCUCUAUGACACAGAUGGAAACGGGUCUUUGGACAGCUCGGAGCUGGAGCACAUUAUCUCCCAGAUGAUGCACGUAGCCGAGUACCUGGAAUGGGACGUGACUGAGCUGAAACCAAUCCUCCAGGAAAUGAUGCAGGAGAUCGACUACGAUCGCGAUGGCACAGUGUCGCUGGAGGAGUGGAUCCAGGGGGGCAUGACCACCAUCCCGCUGCUGGUCCUGCUGGGCCUGGAGACGAACGUUAAAGAUGACGGGCAACAUGUGUGGAGACUGAAGCACUUCAACAAGCCGGCUUACUGCAACCUGUGUCUCAACAUGCUAAUUGGACUGGGGAAGCAGGGACUCUGCUGCUCAUUCUGCAAGUACACAGUCCACGAGCGCUGCGUGGCUCGCGCGCCGCCAUCUUGCAUCAAAACCUAUGUCAAGUCCAAGAAAAACACAGAGGUAAUGCAUCAUUUCUGGGUGGAAGGGAACUGCCCCACCAAGUGUGACAAGUGUCACAAAACCGUUAAGUGUUACCAGGGCCUGACUGGGCUCCACUGUGUGUGGUGUCAAAUCACGCUCCAUAACAAGUGCGCCUCCCACGUGAAACCCGAGUGUGACUGCGGACCCCUGAAGGAUCACAUCCUGCCCCCCAACUCAAUCUGCCCCAUCAUCCUGGUAAGACUUCGCUCCUCACUGGUCAGGGUACCCCAGGAAAGGCAGUCAACGCUGAGGAAAGACUCCCGGUCCAGCCAGUCGAGCCGAGGGAAGAUGCAGAGGGCCAACUCAGUCACGGUGGACGGCCAAGGGCUACAGAUCACAACAAUAGAGGGCACUCAUCCUCUGCUAGUGUUUGUCAAUCCGAAGAGCGGGGGGAAGCAGGGAGAGAGGAUUUACAGGAAGUUCCAGUAUCUUCUGAACCCGAGACAAGUGUACAACCUGGCCAAGAAUGGACCCAUGCCGGGGCUGAACUUCUUCAGAGAUGUUCCAGAUUUCAGAGUGCUGGCCUGCGGAGGGGACGGCACCGUGGGCUGGAUCCUGGACUUCAUAGAUAAGGCCAACCUGGACAGGAACCCCCCUGUGUGCAUACUUCCUCUUGGCACCGGCAACGACCUGGCAAGAUGUCUGCGAUGGGGAGGAGGCUAUGAGGGCGAGAGCCUCCUGAAGAUAAUGCGGGACAUCGAGAACAGUUCGGAGGUGAUGCUGGAUCGCUGGAAGAUCGAUGUCACACCCACAGACAAGGACGAGCGAGGGGACCCGGUGCCUUACAGCAUUGUCAACAACUACUUCUCCAUCGGCGUGGACGCCUCCAUCGCGCAUCGUUUCCAUGUUAUGAGGGAGAAGCAUCCUGAGAAGUUUAACAGCAGAACAAAGAACAAGCUGUGGUACUUCGAGUUCGGCACUUCGGAGACCUUUUCGGCCACAUGUAAGAAGCUCCACGACUUUCUGGAGGUUGAGUGUGAUGGCGUUACUCUGGACCUCAGCAGCAUCUCCUUGGAAGGUAUUGCCAUUCUCAACAUUCCCAGCAUGCACGGCGGCUCCAACCUUUGGGGCGAGAGCAAGAAGAGGAGGGGUAACCGCAAGGCGGGAAAAAAGAGCCAAGACAAGAGGACACCAGUGCUCGACCCCAAAGAGCUCAUGUUUGCAGUUCAAGACCUGUCUGACCAGCUGUUGGAGGUGGUGGGGCUGGAAGGAGCCAUGGAGAUGGGUCAGAUCUACACCGGCCUGAAGAGCGCCGGAAGACGCCUGGCACAGUGCUCCUCCGUGACCAUCAGAACCAGUAAAUCCCUUCCAAUGCAGAUUGAUGGGGAACCUUGGAUGCAGACUCCCUGCACUAUUGAGAUCGUCCACAAGAACCAGGCUCCCAUGUUGAUGGGACCGCCACAAGGCCGAAGCUUCUUCUCCUCCAUCGUCAGACGAACACGCACCGAGAGCAAAGACUGA